Molecule: messenger RNA, 1740 nt
Organism: Naegleria fowleri
Lineage: Eukaryota; Heterolobosea; Eutetramitea; Acrasida; Naegleriidae
Exons: 1
Coding region: 1-1740 (579 amino acids)
Molecular function (GO): protein binding
Source: RefSeq, a predicted model, not a curated record
AUGACCCAAAUUCCCGUUACAUUUGUAAGCCGAUUCAAUUUACAAGUAGUGAAGAAGGAGGAGGGUGCCAACGAUCAUCAUCAUCACUCCUCCGAACCUUUGUGCCAUCAUGAACAGCAUCACCAUGAUGGGUGUUGUCAUGAGAACCAGGGUUUGAAACAGCCAUCAUGUUGUAGUCAUCAUCAUUCUGAAGAAGGUCGUGAACAUCAUCAUCACUACCAUAUCUCAUCGAUCAGCGUCUUGUUUAUGGGAUUGAAAGAUGGUAGCAUUUCAUUUUAUGCUCCUGGCGCUUCCUCUCUCACGCAGUUCUCAAUUCCUCAACACACCUCUGCCAUUUCCAACAUUAUUCAAGUGAGCCACAAAAUUAUUUCCGAUGUCGAUGAAGAACAUUUAUCGAAAGGUGCGACACCAAAUCAUCAAUUAAAUAUUGAAAAAAGAAUCAAGAAGGUUGCAUGCAAGAAUUAUUUUGCAUCAUUUUCGGAAAAGGAUUUGUGUGUGAAAUUUUGGAAGAUAUAUGCAAAGGAAAAGCAGCAAGCACAUCAGUACGUGCUCGAUGACACACGAAUUGAGUUAGCACCAACUAAAUAUAUUGAUUUUUCGAUUGAGAUGAUCGAAAGUGUGUCACCAGACUCCACAACCUUUGAUUCACCGAUCGUCGCUUUGGGAAAUUCACAUGAUUUAAUUUAUGCAAUUAGUGAAAGAGGUGAAGUGGGUGUUUGGAAGUUUGGCUUAAUGUCUGGAAAAAUUAUUCUAUUAUCAAAGUUUAAUUUGGGAAGAAGUCAUCACAAGGUGAAAAGUGUGUCCUCAAGUCGAAAAGAUCGAUCCAAUCCCAAUCGACUUUUGGCUUAUAGUUUUAUUGCCAUUGCAUGGGAUGACGGAAUUAUUGGAAUUUUAGAGCCAAAUUAUUCACUCUUAAAGAAACGAAUUUCUUUGAUUGGUCUCGAUGAUGCAUCUCAUCAAGAUUUUCAAUUCAAUCGUUUAUUCCUAUUGAAAAUGGUCAUUCAUGCAUUUAGUGCCUCCAUUGCAUUGGCUGUGGACUCUGAAGAAGAAGACUAUGACGAAACACAUGAAGAUACCUCAGAAUCUUCCUCACAACAACAAGCACUCUUUUCCUAUCCAUUUGAAAGUCCACUUAAUAACAUUACCUACGAGUUGCAUCUUGUUUCUCUCCCAGAAAACAGUGAACAUCUUCAUGUCUUGGUCAAGCAAGGUGGUGAAUAUUUGGUUCGAGUAUUUAACACAGCCGAGUCCGUACCUCUCACCAGUGAUCAUUUUCUUGUGGAAGGGGCACUACGAACCAUGGAAGAAGAAUUUGCCACAGAAGCCAUGCGUGAAGGCAUUCAUGACAGGAUUUUCAAUUUGAAAUUUGUGGGCGAUUUGAUGGUCGUUUCGAGCCAGGAUUUGAUUGAAAUUUACUCAAGACAUGAAGAUUCAAGUUCAUUCUGUUCGUUGAUUCAUGACGAAGAGAAUGAAGAACAACAACAGAAAAAUUCUAACUUGAUUGAUGAUGGACAAGAUCCACCUGCUUCUUCUUCUUCUUUCGAAUUGUCAAGUAUUGAAUUCGAUGGACGAAGAGCUCUCUUGUUGGGAUGUACCGAUGGUAAAAUUCGUGGCAUUCUUGUGCCACCUGCUCCAGUUGGUGGUGUUGUUCAUUCCCAUUCUGCAAGUACAAGUGGAAGUCAUGAUGGAGAUUUGGAGACCUUUGAAGUGGAAAUGCCCAAGCAUUGCAUUAGAAAGUAA